GAGGGAGAGUUGCACUCUGACCCUGAUAACUUGACAAAGCUGAAUUUUAAAUAUCCCAGAAGAUGGUGUCUGCUUGCAUCCUGGUACUGAGGCACUGACAGCAGUGGGAGUCACUCGAGUAGUUGUCUCACAAAGAGAAGAUUGGCCUUGCCUGUGUGGAGUUGCUGCUGAUCCCCAGGUCAGUGAGCUGGGGAGGUCACAGGGGUAUGGGAGGUCUCCAGAUUCACUGAGAUUUUUGUGUCCAAUUUCCAGAAGCUCCCUUAUUACCCCUUAUUACCCCAUAGCUUUUCUGCUUCCCGGCCUUCCUGUCUCCCAGCAGGCACAUCAGUUGGGGAGUGGGGCGAGGACAGGUCUCAGCCUGCCUUGCCUUGCUGACAGGAUUACAAAAUGGCUUCUACGACCAAACCCAUUCCACAAAAUGUCAGGAUUAAAUAUCAGAAUCCUUGGCAUUGCCUCUGUGCUUGAAAGUGCUAAGGAAAGGGGCUUUAUCAAGAGGGAGGAUCAGCUGAAGCAGGGAAUUGUCCCUCCAGCUGCUUUUGCUUCCCAGGGAGCACAUGUGCUCCCUGCCUGUGGCUCUGCCUCCACGAGGCACUUCCAGCCCUAUUGCUAGACCACAAGAAAUGGAGAUGGGAAGGGACCCCAGGGAACUGGGAGAACAAGGAAGAGAAGAGGCCCUGAUUUUUAGCAGAUUUUUUUGUGGGUUGCUCCUAGAAGCAGUCCUAUGGGGACAGUGUCCUCAGACCCCUUGAUCCUUGUGCUUGCUGCAGCACCUUGGCUCAGCCAGGCCAGGGGCCGGGUGCAGCUCACUGUUCCCCACUUGUGCCCAUAUUUCCUGCACCCUGGCUCAGGGUGUAGCAAGUGCACAACUGGGAUUGGUUUUCAGCCUUUGUUUUUGCCUCCUCCAGGGACUAUAAGAAGGCCAAGGCCCUGGCUCUGCUGUGGGAAAGGAGUACUUGCAGAGUGAGCUGUCACAGCUGGAGAGCGCAGAGGCAGCUGGUGAGACAGGAGAAAAUGGUGCUGAGGGAGAGGAGAAGGGCUGGGUUGGUCGAGGUCUACUGUGGAAACUCAGUCAUUAGCAUCAGGUUCAGGAGUACUGUUAAGGUACUGUGGGACUAAAUAUUACCUGCCCUUUAUGGACUUGUGCUUUGUGUUGGGGCUGCACUAUCCAUCCCACUGAUGGCCCUGGGUUUCCUCGAUGUAGGACUGUUGACCACAGCGCCUGAAGGAGGUCAGUAACCCUCCCAGGGAGUGGGUGAUACAUCCUGGCCCACACUUCCUGUUGAUUUAGCCUGUUCAGACAGGCCUAGUUCUUAAAUUUAACAGGCUUGAGCUAAAAUUUCACUGUGUUAAUUUGAAAUACUAAUAUAAUGAAUUAUUUAUUAUGGCAAGUAAUUCCACAGAAGGGUACAGAAUAAUAAAAAAAAAAAGAAUUCCAGAAGAUCUAAGUAAGGUACAAUGUUAUGAUCCACUCUCCCCUAUGGUUCUACAAAAACUUUUGUGGCUAAACCUCAGCCACAGGCUUCUUCCAAGCUUUUGUGGCUUCUCAGGUAAACAGCUGCCUUCUGAUGACCUCAGCAUAACAGGGUGUGCAGGGUGUUACUAAUUCAGUGAUGGUCUGGAAGGUGAGGGAAUGAGUUGUACUUGCUGCUUCUUGCUUUUUCCUUCUCAAAAGUUUCAGAGUUUAAAAAAUGAAAAGAUAUCUGUAAAUUAGCUGUAGCCUGCAAAAUGCAUCUGACUGUGAGGCAUAAUCCCCCUGUAGUUACCUGUGCUUUGUAGUCUCACAACAAUUGUUGAAGCAGACUUUAUUUAAAGGAAAAUAAGUAGCGACUAAGUAAGUUCACAGAAGGGACUCAUUUAACCGACCCAUUGGAUAAAAGCCAGGGUAGGGCAAUAGGUGUCUUGGGAAUGUUUUAAUCUGUCAGAAAUGUGAUGACUAAAGGAGCAAUUACUGCUCUAUGUACCAUCCCUGGGCCCCUCCUACACUCACUUAGGAGUAUUUCUACAUUUCUCAUGCAGCCUGCCCAUGUGACGAAUUUGCACACACGCUGUACCCAAUUAAUGUCAAGCAUAAGAGCUGCUCUGCAUGUGUCUCACCUCUCUAAACCCCCCCUGGUAGCAAUUUUCCCAGCAUACAAAGAAUAAAUCACCAUUCUGCUAACUCUCUCAGAGGACAAUUCCCAAAUAAGGGCAAAUAAACACAUGUAACACAUGAUAAAACAUAAUUAAUGGGAUAAUAUUCUUCCCAGCAGAAGUAGAGUAUUAGUCUGCUUUAAGUAUUAAAUGUACAUGUAAUUAAAUAUGGCAAGGUAGGUGAGACAAGGCACUUGAAUAGGCACUUUUAGAAAACUGGUGAAAUGACUUAAAAAAAAAAGCCAAAACCCAAUCCUUCCCCCUCUUAAAAAGUAUAAAAAACCCCAACACAACCCCAAACAAACUGGUAAAGAAAAAUCUAUGCACAGGGACUCCAGGAAGUAUAACUGACUUUCCCUGUGUCCCAGGCUCUCCAGAAGCAGGAGCAGAUGAAGUGAGGAGAGCAGAGGGAGGGUGUGCAGUCUGUACAGCCUGCCCCACACACCCCUCCUGGGGCACAACUGUGCAGAGUAACACCGUUACCUUAAUGUGACAAAUGGCUUAACAUGGCCACACCUUGUAUAAUCAAUAGACGCUGUGCUGUUGGAAUCCUGUGCCUGGGAGUCUCCCAUGACACCACUGUUGCUCCUCACACACAUUUUUGGGUGACCACGCAUCAUGCUGACUUUUUUGGCUCUGGUACACCAGAGGGAUCUGCUGCUCUGCUACUCUUGUGGCUGAAGGCUGGCUGGGUCAGGAAAGCAUCACCUGCCAGUGAAGGAGCAGCUCCCCUAAACAACCCUGGGGUGGCUCUAGUGAACGAUUGUGCUGAAGGAGUGGCUGAGAAGGGCUGGGAGGGAAGCACUGAUGAACUUACUGUGGGUAUGGGAUGAGCAGAGCCAAGCAAAGGUUUUGUGUUUUCAGCACCCUCUCUUUGGCUGCUGGAGGUGGGAGGGAGGGCAUGUUUCCCUUCCCUGUCAGGCAUUCCACUUGUGCCUCCCUUCCUGAGCCUGGGGAUGCCCUGGGCAGGAGGGCAGCAUGCCUGGGCUUCUGAACCCCCUUCAUGGUGCCACUGCUCAGCUUUAUGGGAGCCCAGGGCCUUUCUCCUCAGACUGGGAUCCCUGCAUCCCCAGUGUCCCCCUCAUGUCCCAGAGAAGCCAAACAAGCAGGCCUGGGCCUCCAGCCCAAGCAGGGGCUGAGCUGGAGCAGCCAUGGGCUGUGAGGGGUCCUGACUGGUCAGGGCUGCUGAGCCCAUCAGUGCCUGAGGCAGACUGGGAGCUGCCCAGCUCCUCUCCCUCAUACUGGCGGGAUCAGGCCUUGGCUGCCUUCCCCAGAGCUCAGGGAGAUGGGAACACGCCUGGAGCACGACUGGCAUUGGCCAGAGGAUGCGGCGGAGCCGCCGCCGCUCACCCUGUGAGUCAGGGGUGGCCACGUGAGGCCCCAGCACCAGCCCCGACGCCUUCCCGCCCACCUGCCACCACAAGCCAGGGCUGGCACUGGGAUCUCUGCCCCUGGGAUCCUGAACCAUCGCACAGCCUUGCAGGUGAGUGCUGGGGAGGGGUUUGGGAGCUUCUUGGGGUCAAACUCGAGGUGUUUCAGGGUUGUGUCCUUGCUCUUGGUACACAGUUGGGUUGUUGGUUGCUGCCCAAAGCAUCAAACCACUGUACAAGGGUUCUGGUGCUGUGGGGGUGAGCCACGGGACUUCCCUGUAACCUCUGUGACUUCUUGACUCAGCUUCCCUAUCUUAUCAAUAUUUUUUUUCCUCUAAAAUCCUCACGGCAAGCCCUACACUUUAUGAGAGGAAGAUAUUUUUGCCUUGACUACAAGCAUGAGCUCUUCUGGCUUCUGAUGAGCUCAUUUUCUUCCCUUCAGAGCUUUGCAACGACCACAGAGAAGCGCACGGUGCAAAAGAAGAAAUACAAACCAGGCACAGCGAUGGAGGACUUGAAUGUCCCGGUCCCAGAUCUUACUGAAGAGCAGCAAGACGUAUUCCAGAGGGUUUUUACUGCUGAUGCCAAUUACUUGGAGAAUCACGAGAAAACGAACCAGUCCUUUUGGGAAUCACUUGUAAAAUGUUUAGCCACCACUGACCCUCCUAUCCUGAAUACUGAAGAAAAGAACAAUCUCCUCAACAGCUGUGAUGUCCUGCCUGGGGGCUGUGCUGCCUGCCUGAGAGCUGUAGAGAAGAAAGGAGUCAGGGCAAUGGCUGUUCUUUACCUUUUGCUGAAGGCAUCCAACCCAGCUGGAUACAGGCAGCUGCCCAGCUCCAUGGGAAAGGAUGAAAAGUUGAAACUCCUGAAGAGAUUGGAAAGGAAUCUUGUGCUUUCACAGGAGGAACAAAAGGCUGAAAAUUCAUCCCAUGAAUCCAUGGAUGAAGAUACACAAGGCACACCAGCAGAGAUGGUUCCCUACAGAGAUUCAGAGAUCACGAGAAGAGAAGAUUCAAUUGCAGAUGCAUAUGAGAACCAGAGCACUCCCCACACUCAGUGGGCAGUUCGGUGGAUGGGCAUACGGAAGGAUGAUGAAUUCUUUCAUUUUGUCAUUCUCUGCUUUGCAAUUGGAGCUUUACUAGUUUGCUACUACUACCACCAAGAUUGGACUAUUUCUCUUGGAAUUGGUUUAAUCACCUUUGCUUCCCUGGAAACCACUGGGAUAUACUUUGGUCUAGUGUAUCGAAUUCGGAGUGUCCUCGACAGCUUUGUUCCCCUGAUUGACAAAUUCAGGCCAAGAGGUGUGAGGAAAGCUGCCUAGGAGGAGCGUGUCAGGCGAGUUCCACAAACCCUGAAUUCUCGGUACUAAAAGAACUGCUUUAUGAGGUGAACCUAAAAACUGAAUGGCCAGUGUGAAAUACUGAAAUGUCAAAACCACUGAAAAGCAUCACUCCUUCCCCUCAAAAAUAAACCUGACACGGGUACGGGGCCCACUCUUGCUUCUGAAGAGGUUUGUGGCUCAGCAGAGCUCAAACACAAACCAACAUCUAGACUGUCAUUGCCUUAAUUCCAUUAAAUAUGAACACAUUCUCCAUGUGAGUCUGCCUGUGGUGCAUCAAAAACCAGUGUCCUGUGCUGGUUCUGGAUUAGGCUCUGGAUGUUUCAGGAGGAAUCCUGGCAGCCCCAGAGGCACCUCGUGGUGCUGCUCUCCCAGCUGAGCCCCAGCAGUGCAGCAGAGCUGAGGCAGAUUAACUGUGGCAGAACUGGGAGCAGUGAGCAGGCAAGGAUUGCACCUGGGGAGAGCUGGGGAGAUGUUACAUGCACUGACAUAAUGGUGCAGUAAUGGGAUUAUUAACAGCAGCAAACUUCAUCUCUUCUCCUGAGGGAAAAAAUAAAGUGUUUGAUUUGACUCAUCCCCCAACGUUUGAGUAGAAUAAAGUGGAACUCUGGCAUCCCUUUCAUUUUAUAGGGCCUUGUUACACAUUGUAUGUGUAGGGCUAAUGCAAUCACAGGCACACUGCAACAAAAGGGGCACCUUUAAAAUUUUAGUAAGAAUGUAAGGUCUUCCUACCCACAGAGUGACGAAGGCAACAAGUUGAACAGAAAAAGCCAUAAAACAUGGAAAUGUAAGGAAAUGUAGAUCUGAAACCCAUUAACCAGCCCAGAGGUUUAGAUGAACAAUUUCAAGCCUUGCUCAGAAAAUUCGAUUACUAUUUAGCUGUGCUUAAUUUUAAGCAUCAAUCACUUGGUCCUGCAGUUCCACCUGCGCUGCCAGAAAUACCAACAGUUGCACCCAGGCCUGCACCAACACAGCACAGCACCCACCCAACACCCCAGGGGCUAAAUUGUGCAAAGAUGAACACCAGUUAUUUCAUAAUACUUAUAUUCUCAUUUAUAUGUACUAUUUCCAUGUCUUUGUAGAAAUAUUCUGUCAUGCUAAAAUACUGUAUAUUUUGUGUUAGUCUGCAAAUAAAGCCAAUGUAGCCUUGUCAACAGCAAA
Molecule: messenger RNA, 6000 nt
Organism: Myiozetetes cayanensis
Lineage: Eukaryota; Metazoa; Chordata; Aves; Passeriformes; Tyrannidae
Gene: TMEM40
Product: transmembrane protein 40
Exons: 12
Coding region: 3865-4821 (318 amino acids)
Source: RefSeq, a predicted model, not a curated record